Molecule: messenger RNA, 2484 nt
Organism: Caenorhabditis remanei
Lineage: Eukaryota; Metazoa; Nematoda; Chromadorea; Rhabditida; Rhabditidae
Exons: 5
Coding region: 1-2484 (827 amino acids)
Biological process (GO): translational elongation
Cellular component (GO): ribonucleoprotein complex; cytosol
Molecular function (GO): GTPase activity; ribosome binding; translation elongation factor activity
Source: RefSeq, a predicted model, not a curated record
AUGGGACGCACACGAAAUAUUCGUAAUAUCUCUGUAAUUGGUAAUAAUGAACACGGGAAGACGUCCGUUACGAACUGUCUCACUUCGAGUGCUGGGAUAAUGAUUAUGGAGAAAGAUACAACGGAAAUGUAUAUUACUGUCACAUCGGCAGCAAUUUCACUCGAACUCAAAAUGAAAAAUGAUGAUUUGGAUUUCGUGAAAGGAGAAGACCAAAUGGAAACUGUCGAAAUUGAUGGGAAGACAGAAAAAGUGAAUAGUUUCCUGAUCAAUCUAAUUGAAUCACCCCGUCUUACUAACUUCUCUCCUGAAAUGUCUUCUCAACUUCGUAUCGUCGAUGGAGCCAUUGUAGUUGUUGAUUGUGUCUCUGGUGUUGAGAUUCAAACGGAAUCUGUACUCCGCCAGGCAAUUCCUGAACGAGUCAAACAAAUUCUUUUUAUCAACAAAAUGGAUAGAACUCUUCUGGAAUUGAAACUGGGACCAGAGGAGAUUUAUCAAACCUUCAAAGAUAUCGUUGACAACAUCAACACCGUAAUUUCCACUUUUGGUAAUGAAGAUGCACCAUUUGAACCAAUGAAUCCAUCAAUUGGAAAUGUCGGAUUCGGAUCUGCAGUCCAAAGAUGGGGCUUCACAUUAAAACAGUUUGCUGAAAUGUAUGCUGAAAAGUUUGGAAUCUCGGUUGACAAGAUAAUGAAAAACCUCUGGGGCAAUAGAUUCUUUGAUUCAACCACCAAAAAGUGGAGUAGCACGAAGACAAAUGAAAAUCAGAAACGUGGAUUCAAUCAAUUCGUACUUGAGCCAAUUUUCAUGGUCAUGGAUGCAACCCUGAAUCUUGAAAAAGAGAAAAUCGAAACAAUCUCCGAAAAACUUGGUGUUGAAUUGACUGACUACGAGAAAGAUUUAGAAGGACAAGCAGUGAUGAAAGCAUUCAUGAGGAAAUGGCUUCCUGGAGGAGACAGUAUUCUUCAGAUGGCUGCUAUCCACUUACCUUCUCCAGUGACUGCUCAGAAAUACAGAAUGGAAAUUUUAUACGAGGGAUCACUAGACGACGAAACAGCUCUAGCAAUCAGAGCUUGCGAUUCUAAUGGACCACUCAUGAUGUAUGUAUCCAAAAUGCUUCCAACUUCUAAUAAGGAAAGGUUUUACGCAUUUGGGCGUGUCUUCUCUGGAAAAGUGGUAACCGGGCAGAAAGCCAGAAUUCAAGGGCCAAGUUAUGUGUCAGGACAGAAGAAGGAUUUAUACGAAGCACCGAUUAAACAAAUUGUAUUCUUGAUGGGAAGAUUCAUUGAGUUUAUCGAUGAAAUUCCAGUUGGAAAUGUCUGUUGUCUCGUUGGAAUCGAUCAAUAUCUUGUGAAAGGAGGGACUCUGACCACAUUAAAAGAUGCCCAUAACAUUCGAUCAAUGAAAUACUCUGUCUCUCCAGUAAUGAGAGUUUCAGUUGAACCAAAGAAUCCAGAUGAUCUUCCCAAACUUCUUGAUGGACUGAAAAGACUAACUGAAGUAGAUCCGACGGUUCAGUUUAUUAGUGAAGAAGAAGGAGAGCUCUUCAUUGCAGGAUCAAGCGAUCAUCAUCUGGAGACAUGUAUCAAAAUACUGGAAGACGACGGAUACAUUCCACUCAACACUUCUGAGCCAUUCGUCUUAUAUCGAGAAACAGUUCUAUCCAAGUCUAAUCAGCUUUGUAUGGCUAAAUCACCAAAUAAGAUGAACAGAUUUUUCUGUACUGCGGAACCAGUUCCAGUUGAUCUCAUUAAAGAUCUCGAAAGUGAUCACGUUAAUGGUAUCGAAGGGUACGUAUCUAAAGAUAAUGGAGUGACUCUUGCUAAAAAACAUGGAAUCGCGGAUGCGGAUAACAUUUGGUGCUUCGGAACUCAAGUUGCUGGACCAAACAUUUUAUGUGAUAACACGAAACACUCUGAAUUUAACCAUGAAAUCAAAAAGUCAGUGAUCGCUGGUUUCCGAUGGACAACCGCGGAGGGAGUACUUUGUCAAGAGAAUAUGCGUGGUGUUCAAUUCAAUAUUGUCGAUAUGAACCUUCAUCAAAGGUCAAAUGAAAGAGGAAGUGGUCAAAUCAUCUGUGGAUUCCGUCGUAAUUUCUAUUCAUGUGCUCUCACUGCUGAACCACGUCUUCUGGAACCAGUUUAUUUGGUGGAAAUUCAAUGUUUAGAAGACGCCAUUGAAGAAACUUCUGAAUUGCUGAGCGGUAGGAGAGGUCAAGUAUUUGAAAAAUUCAAAACCUUCGGAGCAUCAAUAUUCACCCUGAAGGGCUAUUUACCUGUCAACGAAUCUAUUGGUUUCAUAACUGAUUCCCGCUCUAUCCCGGGUGUUUUGUCCAUUCCUCAAUAUGUAUUCGAUCACUGGCAGUUGCUACCAGGAGAUCCACUUGAAGACGGGACAAUGGCGAAUAAAAUUAUGUUGGAUAUCAGAAAAAGGAAAGGACUCAAAGAGAGUAUUCCGGAUCUUAAUGAUUAUCUCGAUAAGAUGUGA